Molecule: messenger RNA, 1109 nt
Organism: Ostrinia nubilalis (European corn borer)
Lineage: Eukaryota; Metazoa; Arthropoda; Insecta; Lepidoptera; Crambidae
Product: UDP-glucosyltransferase 2-like
Exons: 5
Coding region: 471-1109 (212 amino acids)
Source: RefSeq, a predicted model, not a curated record
AUGUUGGAGCCAAUACCAUUUUCUGUAUCCACACGUUAGUCGAGAGGAAUUGGGACCAAAUUUGGCACCAACGUGUAGAGUCUGCCUAAAUGCCUGUUCAUACUGUGGCCCGUAUUUAUAUCACACACAAGUCACAAAUUAUUUUUCCCCGUCCAUUGACGCGACCUUGCAUCGGUGUUCUAGUGACGUCAUCGUUUGGUCGAUAUCUAGAUGCUCGUUUGUUAUUAACCCAAUAGUUGAUUUGGGACCGCCCCGUGUGAUCUCAAUUUCGGUACAUUUAUUUGUCUAGAAUAAUUAUUAUGAAGCUUAGAAAGUUUGUAUUUUAACUAGAGUUAAUUUAAAGAGUUUUGGAUUAUGAGAAAAUCAUCGAUGUAAAGUUUAGUUCUGGUUUGUGAUUGUGUUUUGUUAUUUCGACGCAUGCGCCGUGACUGUGUAAUUAAAAACUCAAAUGUACACUGUUUCAAGUGAAAAUGGCUAAAGCACAAAUAAUUUUAUGUGUUUUGGGAGUAAUUUGUUGUGCGGAUGCGUACAAAAUAUUAGUGGUUUUCCCUUUUCCAAUUCGGAGUUUGAACAAUUUGGGAGAAGGGUACGUUAGACACCUACUAAAGGCCGGGCAUGAGGUUACCUUUAUCACAGCAUUUCCUCUGAAAAAUGAGAAAAAUGAAAAGCUUCGACAAAUCGACAUCAGCAGCAACCAGCAAUUAAUGGUGUCAGGAGAUUCUACCUUCUCUAUCAAAAGUGUAAUGGAUGGUCAAAUACCGAUAAACGAUGUCAAAAUGAUGCAAGAGUUCGGACUAUAUUCCAGUAUUAAGAUGUUCGAACAUGAAAACGUGAAGAAGUUCUUAGAAGACACAAGCCAGCAGUUUGAUGCUGUGAUAGUAGAUCUGUAUGAGACGGAAAUAUAUUCUGGAUUAUCAGCUCUCUACAACUGCCCAAUGAUCUGGAGUUACUCUAUGGGCGCGCACUGGUUGGUUCUUCGACUGAUAGAUGAGCCGACAAACCCUGCCUACUCCGCCGACUACUUGUCAUCCAACGUGCUGCCUUUCACCUUCAAACAAAGGCUGGAGGAACUGUGGGCGCAGAUCUUAUGGACCUGGACGAAAUGGUGA